Messenger RNA from Vigna umbellata (rice bean), 1230 nucleotides. The record is from RefSeq and is a predicted model, not a curated record. NCBI's taxonomy places the organism in Eukaryota, Viridiplantae, Streptophyta, Magnoliopsida, Fabales, Fabaceae.
AUGAAAGGGUGCGGGGAAUCCAUCAAUGAUCUGAUGAUCAUGGAGAGAAUUAUGAGAUCGUUACCACGGAAGUUUGACUAUAUAGUUGUUGCAAUAGAAAAGUCUAAAGAUCUUUCAAAGAUGAAGAUUGAAGAGCUUCAAAGUUCACUAGAAGCCCAUAAAAUGAGGAUGAUUGAUAGGAAUCCAGUCAACAACGAUGAACAGGUCUUGAAAGUGCACCAUUCAAGAAAUGAUGAGAAGAAAAAGUCAAAGAAGUGGAAAGGGAAACAUACAAAAGGGAGUUGGAAGGAUUAUAAGACUAAGGAUGAUAAGUUUGUAUCAGUGGAGAAAGAUGGAAGAGCAGAGAAGAAUUAUCCAAAGAAGUAUAAAAUAAGUAUCGAAUGCUUCAACAGUCACAAGUAUGGACAUUUCGCAUAUGAGUGUUAUGCGGAGAAAGGGAAACAAAAGAAACAUCAAGGAAAAGAAGCGCAUGUUGCUCAGGAGGAUUCAAAUUCAGAACUGCUAACCUUGAUGGUGACUACUUCGGUUGAAAGCUCUAGUUCUCAUGCUGACUUAUGGUUCCUAGACUCUGGGUGCUCAAACCAUAUGACGUGCCAUCAAGAAUGGCUAAUUAAUUUUGAUGCCAUGAAGAAGAGUAAAGUAAAGUUUGUAGAUGACAGUACUCUGAAGGUGGAGGGCAUGGGAAAUGUUGUGAUUCGAAGGAAGAAUAGCUCGCAUGCUAUGAUCACUGGCGUGCUUCUUGUUCCUGACAUGAAGUGCAAUCUGUUAACCGUUGGACAGUUGAUCCAAAGAGGGUUUAAAGUGGUGAUGGAAGAUAACAAGGUCGAGCUAUUUGAUGGUGACAAGAAUUUAAUCUUGAGAAGCAAGAUUUCCAAGAACAGAACAUUUCAGAUUAGCCUGGAAGCGGUAGAAAGUUCUGAGUGCAUGACUUUAGUGAAGAAUAGUGAUGAGAGCUGGCUAUGGCACCUGAGGUAUGGUCAUCUGAAUUUCAAGAGUUUGCAGCAACUCAGUAUGAAGGAAAUUGUUUCUGGCCUGCCCGAAAUCAUCUUGCCAGAGGAGGCACAUGUUGAAAGGGAAAGUGGUAGACAGCUGAAGAUACUUAAGAUAGACGGGGGAGGAGAAUAUACCUUUGCCGCUUUCGAGAGUCAUUGCCAGAUGCAUGGGAUCACUCAUGAGAUCACCGCUCCAUACAUUCCUCAGCAUAACGGGCUUGCAAAAAGGAGGAACUGA